Xyrauchen texanus (razorback sucker) is the source of this 1578-nucleotide messenger RNA. Its product is annotated as UDP-glucuronosyltransferase 2C1-like. Lineage: Eukaryota; Metazoa; Chordata; Actinopteri; Cypriniformes; Catostomidae. The transcript has a single exon. Bases 1 to 1578 code for a protein of 525 amino acids. The record is from RefSeq and is a predicted model, not a curated record. Gene Ontology annotation, molecular function: UDP-glycosyltransferase activity.
AUGUGGAUUUUGUGUCUUUCUUUGGCACUGUUGAGCAGCUUUGUGCCUGUCCGCCACUGUGGAAACAUUCUGGUAGUUCCCUUGGAAGGAAGCCAUUGGGUGAACAUGGACAUCCUAAUCAAGGCACUGUACAAUCACGGCCACAACAUCACUGUGUUACGUACAACCAGAAGCUGGUACACAAAGGAAAACGCAACCCAUUACAGUUCUGUUACAGUGCCUGUCAGUGAAAGCCUUGAUGAGGAAUUCGUUAAGCCCAUUCUAAAGCGAUUAUUUGCUGUUGAGCGGAGUGCAACCUCAGUGUUUAAUUUUGUUAGUCUCCAGUUUGAAAUGUUUGCUGCAAUGACUAAAGUCCAUGAGAUGGUUUGCAGAAUGGUUAGGACCAUGUUUGAGGAUGAUGACUUGAUGCAGUCGCUACGAGAACAGCAGUAUGAUGUCAUGCUCACAGACCCAGCGUGGGGUGCUGGUCUCAUGUUGGCUCACUACUUUAACAUCCCACUAGUCUACAAUGUGAGAUGGAUUACUAGUGGAGAGGGACACCAUGCCAUUGCACCUUCUCCAACAUCAUACAUCCCAAUGACCGGAUCAGGGUUAACUGAUAAAAUGACGUUCAAUCAGAGAAUGAAAAACUUGUUGUUUUAUGUACUCAUGGAUAUUCAGCAUAGAUUCCUAAUAAAACCUCAGUAUCAGGCUGUCUGUAAUAAAUACUUUCAUCCACAUGUUGAUUUUUAUGAGCUUCUACAGGGUGCUGAUAUUUGGCUUAUGAGGGUGGAUUUUGUCUUUGAAUUUCCUCGUCCAAUAAUGCCAAAUUUUAUUUACAUUGGUGGCUUUCAGUGCAUGCCAGCCAAUCCCCUACCACAACAUCUGGAGGACUUUGUGCAAGGUUCUGGAGAACAUGGAGUCAUUGUCAUGUCUUUGGGGACGUUUGUUAGUGAACUUCCACGAGACAUAACUGAAGAUAUUGCUGCCGCUUUUGCAAGAAUGCCACAGAAGAUUGUUUGGAGACAUCUUGGAGAGAAACCAACUACUCUAGGCAACAACACAUUACUGGUUGAUUGGAUGCCACAGAAUGAUCUUCUUGGACAUCCAAAGACCAGAGUGUUUGUAGCUCAUGGGGGAACCAAUGGAGUUCAGGAAGCCAUUUACCAUGGUAUUCCAGUGGUUGGAAUGCCACUUUUCUUUGACCAAUAUGACAAUCUCCUUCGGCUGAAAGAGAGAGGAGCUGCAAAGAUGCUGUCCUUGAGCACUGUCAAUGAGAAUAUCUUCUAUCAAGCGGUGCAGGAAGUGUUUACAGAACCUUCCUACAGGAAAAACAUGCAGCGACUGUCCGAUCUCCAUAGAGACACUCCAUUAAAACCACUCGACAGCGCCCUCUUUUGGAUUGAGUUUGUCAUGAGACACAAAGGUGCAGCUCAUCUGAGCAACGAGGCCUAUAAAAUGCCCUGGUACUCAUACUACAGUGUAGAUGUUGUACUGUUUGUUUUAGCAAUGGUUUUAGUACCUGUGUUUCUAACAGUGGCAUUGGUCAGAUGGGUGUGCAUUAGAUUACAUGGCAGAAGUAAAAUAAAAAAUGAGUAG